AUGCCAGGAGGAGUUUUCUCCGAAACACUUCAAUCAAUCACUACCACGAAGCUUAAGGAGCUUUCUAAAAAGCGCAAUCAUUUCGAGAACCAAAAAGAAGCUUUAUCCUUCAAAUUAAGCAAUGAACUUGAUCAGCGAAAGAAACUUCAAUUGUUGCUCCAUGGUGUGAAGCAAAGCUUUGCAGUUACUACAUCAAUUACGAACAAAAGUGCAAGCGACAAUGUCACCAAAUUGUCUUCCAUUGAGCUUCUCGUCAAAAACCUGGAAAAGUUCCUUGCCCAAGCUGAAUAUGACCCAUCAAUCUCUGACAGAACCCUCAAGCAGUGGGAACAAAAUCUCAUGCAGCACUUGAAUAUCCAAUCAUCAAAACAUCAAUAUGCGACUUUAUAUGGUGAAUUGGUUACUGAAUGGCUUUCUGCAGAGCAGCAGCAGCAAGCUGAUAAUAUCUUUAACAGUUCCUCAGAAACUGAUGAAGACUUCCAGAAAAUCAAGAAGGAGACCGUUGCGAGGACUGAGGGACGAGCAAAUUGGGAAAAACUGGUCUUUGAGCCAUUUGAAACCGAUCAGAUUGCGAUAAGAUCAUACUUGAGUAGUUUGUUUGGAAUGGAUGAGAAGAACGAACAAGCCAAGAAAGCAUUGAAUGCUUUGCGCAAACAAGUCGCGGCAUUUGGAAAUGAUUUAUCUUCUCCAGGGCAAUUUAACCCCGCAGUUUUGCAUUGGACGAUUAAUGGACUCAUCUCUUCUGGUCUAUUGUCUGACGAAAAGCGUGCAGCAUUGAAAGACUUCUUGGCAAGCCCGGUCAUUCUUACAGAAGUAGCAGACGUCCUCAACAUGCGCCUUGUAUCAAUCGAUACCUGGGAGUGGAAUACUGACCUCGCUGUUGAGCAAAGACGACAUUUGAACGGCACGCACCAUAUGUUUAUCGACGAAGAUCUCCUCGAAGCAUUAUUCCUUCAAUACAUUGGUGUCAAAUGGUCAAUUUUCUUCAAGAAAGCCUUUACAGAUUUCUCCAAUUUUGAUGGAGCAUGGUUGAAAUUGAACAAGCCUAUUCCUUUUAUCGACCAGACGAGAAGAGAUUAUUAUAUUGGAAAUCAAUCUGGCUAUCCGGGAAGUGUUCAGGGAAAAAGGGAAAAAUUGUACAAAUCUAUCUAUUUCAUGUCUCAGCUUCCAGACUCGGAAUUGGAUGACCAAGCUGAUGCGGAUGGAGCCGAAGAAGCUGAGCAUCAGAACAUCGAAAAGAACCAUAGCCUUAGACAACCCGCACAGAAAAUGCCAAUGCAGCUACAGACGAUCCUCAAUAGCUACAACCCGGCUUGCAGCAACUCAGAUACAGCACAGCAAUAUUCACAGAAGACGAGAGAUUUGGCGCCAAGUAAUCGAAAUGCUCCAAGUGUCGAAGUCGAUACCCUUUUUAAUGAUGAUUCUGCGAAUUCCGACAAACCGCCAAAAACUCGUAUGGAGAUCAAACAAUUCUUACUACAUCUGCUCUCUACUGAGAUUAUCAUCAAUACAAGCCUUCACGGAGAAUUUACUUGUGCUCGUUCCGAAUUCGAAUCAUUUAGUCCAUCAUUACCGCAUUCUACAAUUUUUUGUGUUUUCGAGUUUUUUGGACUUUCAGAAAAAUGGUUGAGGUUCUUCCAAAAAUUUCUUGAAGCUCCACUUAAAUUUACGGAUGAUGAUAUAUCUGCAGAGGCUCGCAUCCGAAAGCGUGGAGUUCCCGCAGCUCAUGCUUUAUCUGCUGUUUUUGGAGAAACAAUUCUUUUCUGCCUCGACUACACUGUCAAUCAGAGCACAGAUGGAGCUCAGCUCUAUAGGAUGCAUGACGACUUUUGGAUUUGGUCGCCUUCCCAACAGACUGUCGUCGAAGGGUGGAGAUCAAUUCUUAAGUUCUCCGAAAUCAUGGGAGUUACCCUUAACAAAGGUAAAACAGGCUCGGUACGCAUCGCGUCCAGCGAGACCAAUAAACCUAUUGACCCCUCUCUUCCUACUGGUGAUAUCCGCUGGGGUUUUCUCAAACUGGAUCCUACCACUGGACAUUUUACCAUUGAUCAAUCCAUGGUAGAUGAACACGUCUUAGAACUUCAAUCCCAACUUGGGGACAAAAAGAGUGUUUUUUCCUGGAUUCAAGCAUGGAACACUUAUGCUGGUCGUUUCUUUACCUCCAAUUUUGGAAAACCAUCGAAUUCAUUCGGGCGUGCACAUGUUGAUGCCAUGCUCUCUAGUUUUAAACAUAUUCAAAACCUCAUAUUCGCAAAUACAAAUGUGGUUUCAUAUCUCAAAGAUACAUUGAAGGCGAGAUUUGGAAUUGAUGAUGUCCCUGACGGAUACCUUUAUUUCCCAACUAGCCUUGGCGGUCUUGAGUUGCACAACCCUUUUAUCGGACUCCUACAAUUACGCAACGGGGUGUACGAAGAACCAGGGAAAUUAAUGAGCGACUUGUUCGAGGCCGAACAUGAUUCGUACAGAAAUGCCAAAAAAGCGUUUGAAAACAAAUCUCCUCAGGUCAGAAUAUUAAUGGCUCAGCGGUACCAGAAAAAUUUAGACAACCUCGACCCGGAAAAUUUCAUGCCUUUUGACGAAUUCAUCAGCUACAGAGAAGAAGUAAGCGUCAGUGGGAAAGUAUCUCUACUCGAGGUCUAUGAGAACCUGCUUAAACAACCGGGCAAAGAAACGGCAGGUUGGGAUGAAUGGGAUAUGGUGUUGGCAAAAGCAAUCGAGGGUGGUUUUGCCUCAGCAUUUGAGGGUAUGGAUGUGGGAUAUUGGAAAUGGGUUAUUAAGCUUUAUGGAGAAGAAAUGAGAGAGAAAUUUGGAGGCUUGGCUGUGGUGGAUAAGGGGUCGUUGCCUACUGGAAUGGUUAAUUUGGUGAGAAGUGGAAAGGUGAAAUGGCAGGGUUAG
Sclerotinia sclerotiorum 1980 UF-70 is the source of this 2895-nucleotide messenger RNA. RefSeq lists its product as hypothetical. The record is from RefSeq and is a predicted model, not a curated record. The coding region runs from base 1 to 2895 and encodes 964 amino acids. The transcript has a single exon. NCBI's taxonomy places the organism in Eukaryota, Fungi, Ascomycota, Leotiomycetes, Helotiales, Sclerotiniaceae.